AUGGCUGCAGAAGAUAAAACCAAAAAACCACCUCAUGUUUUACUCUUCCCGUUCCCAUCACAAGGUCACAUAAAUCCUUUAAUCCAAUUCGCCAAAAGAUUAAUCUCCAAAGGUGUCAAAACAACACUCAUAACCACCAUCUUCGUCUCCAACUCCAUCCUCUCCAAUCACUCCCACAACACCAUUCCAAUAGUAUCGAUUUCCGAUGGCUUUGACGUGGGUGGCUUUGCAACUGCAGGCAGUUCCGAGAUCUACCUCGAAUCGUUCCGUGAAGUUGGGUCGAAAUCACUUGCAGAUGUGAUCAGAAAGUUUCAUAGUGAAGGAACCACCAUUGAUGCCAUCGUCUAUGAUUCGUUUAUCAAUUGGACUUUGGAUGUGGCCAUGGAGUUCGGAAUCGAUGGCGGUGCUUUUCUUACUCAAGCUUGUGCUGUAAAUAACAUAUAUUAUCAAGUUUAUAAGGGAAUCCUGUCAAUCCCAGCGGAUUCGACGGUUUCGGUUCCUGGAUUGCCGGAGCUUGAAUAUUGGGAGACGCCAUCUUUUGUUCAAAAUCCUGGACCAUACCCUGCUUGGUCUCACAUUGUUUUCAAUCAGUUCUCUAAUUUCGAUCAAACACGUUGGGUUUUCUCCAAUACGUUCUACAAACUGGAAGAAGAGGUGAUCGAAUGGAUGAAAACAUUGUGGCCAUUAAGGGUUAUCGGGCCAACGAUUCCAUCAAUGUACCUUGAUCGGCGAUUACAAUAUGACAACGACUACGGGGUCAAUCUCAUCAAACCGAACCAUAACGAAUGCAUGGAGUGGCUAAACGAUAAACCAAAGGGAUCAGUUGUUUAUGUGGCGUUUGGGAGCUAUGGAGAGCUUGUACCCGAACAAAUGGAAGAAGUUGCAUGGGGUUUGAAAGAUAGUGACUUGAAUUUCUUGUGGGUUGUGAGGGCAUCGGAAGAGGAAAAGCUCCCGAAAGGGUUUGUAGAUCGGGAAACCAAAAAGGGUUUGGUUGUGGCAUGGUGUAGGCAACUAAAGGUGUUGUCACAUGAGGCGGUCGGAUGUUUUGUUACACAUUGUGGAUUUAACUCGAGUCUUGAAGCAGUAAGUUUGGGAGUACCCGUCAUUGCAAUGCCGCAAUGGACAGAUCAAAUAACGAAUGCCAAGUGCCUUGAGGAUAUUUGGGGUGUCGGAAUAAGGGUUAAGCGUGACGAGAAGGGGAUCGUGAAGCGAGUAAAUCUGGUGUCGGGUAUAAAGGCGAUUAUGGAUGGCGAGCAAGGAGUUGUAGCAAGGAGGAAUGCAAAGAAAUGGAGGGAUUUGACUAAAGAAGCCGUUGCGGAGGGUGGGAGUUCAGACAAGGAUAUCGACGUAUUUGUAUCCGACUUAAACCGUUCACGUUUACGUUCUUAGAAAGCAUAUUUAAAAACUUCAUUUAUGUAGUCUCAAG
Molecule: messenger RNA, 1426 nt
Organism: Cynara cardunculus var. scolymus (artichoke)
Lineage: Eukaryota; Viridiplantae; Streptophyta; Magnoliopsida; Asterales; Asteraceae
Product: UDP-glycosyltransferase 74G1-like
Exons: 2
Coding region: 1-1389 (462 amino acids)
Molecular function (GO): UDP-glycosyltransferase activity
Source: RefSeq, a predicted model, not a curated record